UCUCUUCGAUGAUUCUCCAAUCUCAAUUUCUUCUAUCAUAAUUACUUAAGUGCAAUUUACUCCGUACUUGAUUCACAUAUUUAUCUUCUUUUCUCUGCACACAGACAAUGAUUUUAGUCUCCUCUUUCAGUAUGAGACUUAUUCGAUAUGUCAGCCUUCUAUGCCUUUUACAACUAUCCCAAGCACGCGCUCUCCUUUAUAGCAAUGAUCUGCCCUCUAGCCUCAUGCACCUAAGAUCCAAGCCGGUCAUAUCACCUGCCGGGCUUUUCUGCAGGCCAACAGGCCAAAGUUUCGCUGGCAAAUGGGGCGUACGACUCACAAUCUACGAUUGUCACGAUAAAUGUAUCUGUACCAUGUCCGAGAGAGUGAUUUACUCCACAGCGAGCUUGCGUGGAAAUCGCCGAAUUGACGUAUUUUGUAGGCAGUAAUGCCUUUGUAUGUCAACCUCUGAGAAUAAACUCUGGGAAGAGAAUGAAGAUGAAAAUGAUCUUGAC
Messenger RNA from Exophiala oligosperma, 494 nucleotides. RefSeq lists its product as uncharacterized. Lineage: Eukaryota; Fungi; Ascomycota; Eurotiomycetes; Chaetothyriales; Herpotrichiellaceae. The coding region runs from base 108 to 428 and encodes 106 amino acids. The transcript has a single exon. The record is from RefSeq and is a predicted model, not a curated record.